ACAGAAGGAGGAAGGUCAGCAGACUCGACAGCAGACAGUCACAGCAGCUCUGAUGAGAGCGUUCCUGUAGCCCGAGCUCCUCUCCACAGAGGACAAGCAGGCAGCAGAGACCAUGGGCCCCCCCUCAGCCGCUCCCCAUGGAGGGCACAGGUCCUGGCAGGGGCUCCUGAUCACAGCCUCACUUUUAACCUUCUGGGACCCGCCCACCACUGUCCAGUUCACUAUAGAAGCCAUGCCGUCCAGUGCUGCAGAGGGACAGGAUGUUCUUCUACUGGCCUGCAAUAUUUCAGAGACUAUUCAAGCCUAUUAUUGGCACAAGGGGAAAACGGCAGAAGGGAGCCCUCUCAUUGCUGGUUAUAUAACAGACAUUCAAGCAAAUAUCCCAGGGGUGGCACACACUGGUCGAGAGAGAGUAUACUCCAAUGGAUCCCUGCUGUUCCAAAACAUCACCCUGGAGGACGCAGGACCCUACACCCUACGAACCAUAGAUUCCAAUUACAACUCUGACCAAGCAACUGGCCAGCUCCACGUACACCAAAACUACGUCCCAGGCCUUCCUGUGGGGGCUGUCGCUGGCAUCGUGACUGGGGUCCUGGUUGGGGUGGCUCUGGUGGCCGCCUUGGCGUGUUUUCUGCUCCUCUCCAGGACUGGAAGGGCCAGCACCCAGCGUGACCUCAGGGAGCAGCAGCCCCCAGCCUCCACCCCCGGCCAUGGUCCCUCUCACAGAUCCACCUUCUCGGUCCCCCUACCCAGCCCCAGAACAGCCACUCCCAUCUAUGAGGAAUUGCUACACUCUGACGCAAACAGUUACUGCCGGAUCGACCACAAAGCAGAUGUGGUCUCUUAGGUUGUGGCAGCUCUCCAGGAGCUGCUCCUGUGGGUUGAUGGAGGUACCCAAAGCCCCCAGCCCUGGGAAGGAGAAGUACAUGGAGCCUGAGCCAGAGAACCAGCUCUGAGUCCUGAGGAGACACAGGCCUGGGGACAGGGAGGGAUGGGGGUCCCUGCUGAAUAUCUGGAGAUCCCGACAGGCUGCGCUGGGCUCUGGGUGGGUCAGGACAAAGGCCUCUCAUCACCACAGGAAGCGGGGGCUUGCAGGGAAAGUGAAAGGGCCUGUGGCCCACCCGGGGUCACCUGGAAAGGAUCUGAAUAAAGAGGACCCUUCCUCUCA
This is a messenger RNA of Symphalangus syndactylus (siamang), 1168 nucleotides long. RefSeq names its product carcinoembryonic antigen-related cell adhesion molecule 4. Gene Ontology annotation, molecular function: protein tyrosine kinase binding. The record is from RefSeq and is a predicted model, not a curated record. Gene Ontology annotation, cellular component: cell surface; plasma membrane. Gene Ontology annotation, biological process: signal transduction; regulation of immune system process. Lineage: Eukaryota; Metazoa; Chordata; Mammalia; Primates; Hylobatidae.